Molecule: messenger RNA, 952 nt
Organism: Nematolebias whitei (Rio pearlfish)
Lineage: Eukaryota; Metazoa; Chordata; Actinopteri; Cyprinodontiformes; Rivulidae
Product: Golgi integral membrane protein 4
Exons: 6
Coding region: 271-888 (205 amino acids)
Cellular component (GO): Golgi membrane; Golgi apparatus
Source: RefSeq, a predicted model, not a curated record
GACCAGAUUUAACUUUUUUAGAUUACAGUUUGGAAGUUUGCAAAAAGGGCCUCUGAAAAAGGUUCACAAGACAAAAAGCAAAGCAGGGACGGAGCAGAGGAGGAAGUGUCUGCCUUCAUCGAGAGUAAGCAGAAAAAGAAAAAAAAGAUCAGCACAUGGGUAUGAAAUGCUAACACAAGGUUUAAUUUCACUCUAACAGUGUACAACAUGAGAGUACAAAGUGACCCACAGCUGUGGAAUGGAGUCAGUGGCAGGUGACUGCUCUACUGGAUGUUGUUUAUGCAUUUUCUUUAUGCAGAGAGGGGAGUUCACAUGUUACACGAGGAGGAAGAGAAGGAAAAACGAGAAGCGGAUCAUCGGGUUCCACCACAUCAGGUUGCUGUGGACGGUGAGGUGGAUCCUGAGGACGACCCCAACAACCAGGGAGAGGACGAGUUUGAGGAGGCAGAGGACGAGCGUCCAGCGCACAGGGUUGCCGAAGAGGAAGAAGGGCCAGAAGAGGAAGAGGAGCCGGCAGCUCCUGCCCAGCACAUUAACACCCACCUGAGACCCGUACAUCCUGCUGUGGAGGAUGAACUGGUGAUGGCUGGAAACCCAGAUCAACAGGAAGAUGCACUGGAUGACCAGUACCAGGAGGAAGAUGAGGCCCAGGAAGACAUAGCUGGUGGGCAGAAAAGAGAAGAAGAAGGAGUUGAAGAAGAUCCAUAUAAUGAGGAGAAUGCAGAACAGAAUGAUGUAAAAAACCAAGAGGGACUACGAAAGGAGGAGCACCACCAAAAUGGAGUGAAGACUAACGAAGAGGAGAAUUAUGAGGAGGAGGAGGAGGACGAGCUGGUGGAGGACACAGCUGGUGGAGUUAGGAGGACCAAUCGGAGGGCAGAAAUGUAGGACUGGUGCAAAGUUCGGCUGCUAGUCUGCCCAGUCAGGUCUGUCCUUCCCAAAGGAAUCAAAC